AUGGAACCACGAUCAAGAUUUACAGUAUCCAGGAAGUUUCUUGCCAUCGGUUUGUCGAUACUAGCCGUUCUCUCGCCGCUCUACAUUGACAGCUCAUCAGAAGACGAUCCAGAACCAGAAGACGAACCACUCAGCUUCGUGUUUACGCUCUCCGUGCUUCUGUUACUGCUGGUUAUGGCCAUAGCCUUAUCUCUAUACUGCGACCAGAGCUUGACCAGGUUCGAUCCCUACUGGAUUCAUAGGCUCUGUGGCUCCUUUGGUGGACUUCUUGCGAUACUCAUUCUUCUAGCUUUCGUCUUGAGAUGUAAAAGCUUGUACUUAGAACCUAGCUCAAAGUGA
This is a messenger RNA of Microthlaspi erraticum, 339 nucleotides long. Lineage: Eukaryota; Viridiplantae; Streptophyta; Magnoliopsida; Brassicales; Brassicaceae. The record is from the annotation of a GenBank genome assembly.